This is a messenger RNA of Polypterus senegalus (gray bichir), 2569 nucleotides long. RefSeq names its product gastrula zinc finger protein XlCGF57.1-like. The coding region runs from base 106 to 1866 and encodes 586 amino acids. The record is from RefSeq and is a predicted model, not a curated record. Gene Ontology annotation, biological process: regulation of transcription by RNA polymerase II. Gene Ontology annotation, molecular function: RNA polymerase II cis-regulatory region sequence-specific DNA binding; DNA-binding transcription factor activity, RNA polymerase II-specific. The transcript has 3 exons. Lineage: Eukaryota; Metazoa; Chordata; Cladistia; Polypteriformes; Polypteridae.
CAGGAAGUAAAUACAACAAUUUGAAGGAGAGGCUGUCGGGCUUCUUCGCACUUAUCGACGGAGAGGCGGCUACUAGAAGAAGCUGCUCUUUCUUGUAACUCUUAGAUGGAUGUGACAGAGGAGACGUGCCAGGCUGAAAUGGAGGAAAGGGCCCUUAAUAUUAAGCAAGAGGACUGUGAAUGGGAACAUUUGCACCCUAAGGAGGAGGAGGAGGAGGAUGAUGAUUACGAACUGGUCUCCAUGGUAAUUAAGGAAGAGACCGAGGAGAAGCCUGUCAUCUGCAGUAUGCAGGGACAUAAAGCAAUAGACAAGGUCAAGGAAGAAGACCUUCAGUCAGGGUGUCCAGAUGAAGGAGUAACGGGAUUAGUCUCCGAUCUGAGGAGAAAUUGUGCCGUUCAGAAGCAUCCUGUCCCUGUGAAGUCUGAUAUUUAUUUAGACACAAAGACCGCUGAGGACAUCUCAAGUGGAACAGUUGAAGGUCACUCAUCAUCAACAGAUCAGUCUGGAGAAGAUACAAAGCAGAGUCCAAGCUUUUUGCCAUCUUUAUCUGCUCGGAUCUCACUUCAUGAUGCACCACAUGUAUCAGAGAUUUUGACACCAGCCUCUUUGCAGUUUAGUCCUCGAUCUGCUGUGAAACCAUCCAGGACACACGCAAUUAAUACCCAGCAACCAGUGCACAAGACAGGGUCUUUGAAUGUGUCCCAGGGGCAGAGCGUUUUUAAAGACCAAUCUGAACCAAAAGGCAAUCUGAUGAACCCUGCAAAGCAGAAGCCAUAUUGCUGCUCCGAAUGCGGAAAGGAAUUUUCAACAAGAUGGAAUUUUCAGGCCCACACAACAAUUCAUACUGGGGUGAAACCAUAUUGUUGUUCAGAAUGUGGCAAAACAUUCUCACACAAAAGAUAUCUUCAAACCCACCUGAGAAUUCACACUGGAGAGAAGCCAUAUUGCUGUUCUGAGUGUGGAAAACGAUUUCCAAAUAGGGGCCAUUUGAAGGAGCACACAAAAGUUCACACUGGAGAGAAACCGUAUUGUUGUUCUGAAUGCGGAAAACAGUUUUCAAGAAAAGACCGUCUUGACAUCCAUAAACGAAUUCAUACUGGAGAGAAACCAUAUUGUUGUUGGGAAUGUGGGAAAAAAUUCUCCGACAGAAGCUGUCUUCGAACGCACACAAAAAUCCACACUGGAGAGAAGCCAUAUUGCUGUUCUGAAUGUGGGAAACGAUUUCCAAGUAGGGGGUAUCUGAACGUACAUACAAAACGUCACACCGGAGAGAAACCGUAUUGUUGUUCUGAAUGUGGAAGACAAUUUUUAACAGCAGGGAAUUUUGAGACCCACAAAAGAAUUCAUACUGGAGAGAAACCAUAUUGUUGUUCUGAAUGCGGAAAACAGUUUUCAAGAAAAGACCGUCUUGACAUCCAUAAAAGAAUUCAUACUGGAGAGAAACCAUACUGUUGUUGGGAAUGUGGGAAAAAAUUCUCAGACAGGAGUGGUCUUCGAACUCACGCAAAAAUCCACACUGGAGAGAAGCCAUAUUGCUGUUCUGAAUGUGGGAAACGAUUUCCAAGUAGGGGGUAUCUGACGGUGCAUACGAAACGUCAUACUAGAGAGAAACCGUAUUGUUGUUCUGAAUGUGGAAGACAAUUCUUAACAGCAGGCAAUUUUGAGACCCACAAAAGAAUUCAUACUGGAGAGAAACCAUAUUGUUGUUUAGAGUGUGGCAAAAGAUUCUCAGACAGGAGCAGAUUUCAAACCCAUGCUAGAAUUCACACUGGAGAGAAGCCAUAUUGCUGUUCUGGAUGUGGGAAAAGAUUCUCUGACAAAAGCAAUCUUAACAGGCACAUGAGAAGUCACACUGGAAAGAAGUGACUGAAGUAUCCUUCCUGAUGUAACUACCCCAUGCUUAAAUUGUAGUGUGGAAAAAUAACUAAAUGCUAAGCAGUCCCGUCAGAAAUAAACCCUUUGUGGAAGAAAACACCUGUGGAAGUGGGAUCUGCAGGAUUAAAUAUAAAGAGAACUGUCAUAUUUUACUGAACACUAUAACCCCAUAUGUGCUAAAAAAAAGAAACAGUACUAGGAACAAUCCCGGUGCUACAGCGAGGAGCCCAGGAAGAUGAUUUAAGAAAACAACAACAGCAGAGGUAAAACAAAAUUAAAUAACUUCAUGCCGCAAAAGUGAGGGAAAAACCUGUCUUCAUCGUAGGCAAAGCAAACUGUUUUUGAGAACUUGACCCCAAAUAUCUUUGGUAGCUCAGAAGGAAAACGUUUAGAGGAAGGAGAAUAGAAAGUGAGUUUCCGUAAAGAUUCUGGAGCCCUAAACCUCCCAGAUCCCCUCAGGGUCCCAAGUAUAUUCACAGGGUGGAAGGAAUGCGGGCGAUCGCAUGUUGCUGCCACUUCUCUCUGCUAACAACACAAAUGCCAACAUAACAAUAGGCUUCAUAGCCAUAACUCCUUACAAUAUUGGAAAUUAAGGUUAAAGCGAUCAUAUCUAGUAAUGUACAAUCUUAGUUUAAGAUUAUAAAAUGACAACAAAAGAUCAGAAGAAAUGCCUCUAUGACCAAACAGUAAACUU